CAGUCUGGGCUCUGGGUCACAACGUGAAAAGUCACUCCUGGCUGGUGGCAGUGAGGUCACAGGCCCAAGACCCACGGCCAAGGGGGUAUGCCCAGAGAAAGCCCAGGGCCUUCCUGACCACUUGUCUUAGGAGGCUCAGGUCCUGCUCCCCUGAUCCCCUCCCCCUCCUCACUGCCUGUCAGCCACAGCCCCCAGCUGUGGGCUCCUUCCUGAGUGCACCCACGUGCCUCUCAGCCCCUCUGUCUGAGGCCUGAGGCCACCUCACCAGGGUCUCUGCAUCUAACAUCUAGCCCUUCCCCUCAGGGGUCUCAGGAGCUGAGCUGGCCAAAGCCCGAGGGUGUACACCACCGCCUGCUCCCUCCCUCUAGGCCAAGUGCAGCCUCUGUACAUUGUGGGUGCCCACCUAGACUGGGGUCCCCCACACUGCCAGUAAUCAGGCCACUCUCCUGUCCCCGUUCCUGCCUAACGCUAUGGUGAGAUGGCUUAGAAAGACUUGAGAACAGUUUCAGUAAAUUAUUCUGUUAUUCAAGAACACGGCUCCUCCCAGGACUCCUCUGGGACCUUCAGGAAGAAGGUGGGAUUCAAUAGGCUCUGAUGCCCCACCCACCCAUCCACCAUGCUGCAGCAUCCACCUCUCUCCUAACCGACCCACGGUGUCCCACCUGGACGUGGCUUGGGCCCCCUCCUGGUCUCCCCACCCCAGCCUCACCCCAUGUCCCUCCUCUGCACCGCAGUGCUCCAAAUCAGAACAUUCGCCACUUCACACUCUCCACCGACCUGCCCAUGCUUGUGGGCAACCUCCACAUGGACCCAUCUGCUCAGCCCAAAGCCCCCGAGAGUGCCCUGUGUGCCACCAAAGGUGCUGUGUGCUGGGGACACGGGGCUGAGCCUCCACCCUCAGUGUCCAGGAGCCCCUGGAGGCUCCCAGAGGUUCCCAGCAGCUCUGCUGGCUCCAGGACACAAGCAGCCUCAGUCAACACGAUGAACAGAUGAAAAGGAUGGGACUGCCACUUAGGAAAGUGUGAGCAUUCUCCAGAGAUAACCUCACCAGUGGAUAACCUGUGGUCAGACUGACAGGGAGAGUAGGAGGUGCCCAGAGAUUGGGAGGGGCCAGAUUUGGGCAGGGGUGGGCACUGCAGGGGGUCUGGAGCACAGAUGAGGCCUCUGGCCACCACGGGCAGGAAGAGCAGUUCAGGCAGCUGCCCAGCCACAGAAGGGCCUCCUAUGUGAGUACCGAGCCCCCAACCCCCAUCCAAGCUGGGAGAGGCUAGGGGCAGUGCUGUGUGCAUUUGGAGCUCAAUAACAGGCGUGAGCACUGAUUUUGAUGUCUGUCUCCCCCAGCCUGCCCACCCCAUCUCUGAGCUGCCCCCACUCAUCUCCCCUUUUGCAGGCUCACCUCCCACAGCCAGCUGGAUGUUGCUGGCCAGGGCAGCCCGAGGCUCAUGGCGGCUGCAGCUGGACCAGGACCAUCCCCCCACCAGAGCCCCCUCCUGGGCCUUGUGCAGGAGGCGGGGUUGGGCGUGGGGGGCGGACGGAUGAGGGCCAGUGUGAGUGAGGAGCAAGCAAGGCCUGUAAUCUCCCCAUCAGUCUGUCAGCGCCUCAGCGGUCACCAGAGCCCCGCCUCCUCCCUCACAGCCGAAUCCCACGAUUAGCUUGGGGCAUUGUGCCAAGCCAGCAUGCAAGCCAACCACUCACACACACAUGACCACACAUGUGCUGGCACACAUGUCUGUGAUGCCAAGGGGGGACCCUGCCAACAGGGGUCCUGCCCCAGUGUCCCCAGGACAAAGAGCCCACGGAAGGUACCCCAGACCCAGGUACUUGGGCCAUAAGGGGCUGUGGGUGGGAGGGGUCUCGGCCAGCCCCAGCACUGGGUCAGCCCAGGCUGCCCAGAGGGGCUGAGAGGCUUGGCAGAGCUGGGCAGGCCUGGAGUUGGCCUCGAGGGAGGGACCAAGUACGGGAAAAGUGGGGUCAGGGCCAUCUUCACAGAGGGGACAACACAGAGAGCAUUGCAGGGAACUGCUCCAGGCUGCAGUGGAGGUCUUCUGUCCAGGAGGGGUUAGGGGCCUGGCGGGGUGCAUGGUGCUUGGGGCACUGGACAAGGUCUAGAGGCCAGGUUAAGGUGGGACAGUAGGCAGGGCCCCACAGGAACAAACACUUGGGCUAGGGCUUUGGGAAGGCAGAGGGACAGGAGCUCCCAGUGAGGAAAUGCCCCAGCUCAGGGUGGUGAGUGAGACUCAAUGCCUGUGUCGGGGGGCAACAAGGUGGCCAGGAUUGCAUGGGAGGAGGUGGGUGCCCAGCCUUCCUGCAAGGCACCCAGGAAGGAGCCCCCAGCUCCCUGGGGCCAGACCAAACUCCUCCCCCCUCAGUUGCUCACUCAGUUCAGCAAGGAGCUGCCACACACAGGGGCUGGGCCCGGGGCCACCUCCAGGAAGCACUGCUGGGCCUGGCGGACAGGCCUCCCUGGGUCUCCCUCUCUUCAUCCUCCUUGGCCUCCCAUCCACCAUUCUGACAUCCUUUCAUGGGUCCUGAGGUCCCUUCAGGGUGGCCCCCAAAUCAGGCCUGAUUCCAAGAUGGGGGAGGGGAGGCCAAGCCCCUCAAGGCCCCUGGCCAGGCUGGGGAGCAUCUCCAAGGCUGACAGGGAGCAGGUGGGCCCCGCUGGAGUACACCCCCCCCCUCCCCCGCCGCCACCGGCUGCUCUCACUCACCCACUUCUCCCACUUACUGCAUGGAGAGGGGCGGCCCAAGCCAGGGUCCCUCUUUCCCCUCCCAGGGCAGCUGCUACCUUCCCUGCAGGGGCACCAGCCUCACCUCAGCAGUGUGCUGGGCCCUGCAGCUCCUCCGAAGCAGGCCCCUAGCUCCAAUAACACCCUGGCGGGGGGCCAAAAUACGUGUGUGGCCCAGAGACCCCCGCCCUCCCCAUAGCUGGGCCCCACACCACCCAGGUCACCCCCAUCCUGCCAGGCUGCUGCCCCACAGCCUCUGAACCACAUGCCACAGGCUCCCUUGCACCCCAAGACAGAGCUACGCUCCCUGGCCUAUGAGGGCUGUUCCCAGACCCCUGUCCAGCACCUCUCCCCAGCCAGCACUGGACCCACAUGGGCACCAAGCCAAUCACUUUUUCCCGCCAUCCCCUACGCUGCCCUCAGCACGCCCUGCUGAGGCCUCUGAAGACCCCUGGAACGGCCUCAGCCUGAGCAGCCAGCUUGGGGCCGGCCAGGGUGCCUGGAGGGGAGCCAGUGGUGCCCCCCAGCAAGGCCCCCAUUCAACCUACAGCCCAUGCCCUGCACAGGUGGCAUGCUGGCCCAGGGGCCCCAGACCAGAGCAGAGGACAUCUGGGAGAGAGCACGGGGCCCACACAGGGCCAGCCGGCCGGAACCAUCCCAGCCUGGGGAGCAGACGACCCUGCCCAGCCACUGUGUUGACACAGGUGGCCUUCUGAAAGGCUGACAUCAAACCUUUUUCCUCUUUCUUGCUCUCCUUGAGGAGAGGGCCCAGCAGGGGCAGCGUUGGGCACAGACAUCUGAGCUCGCCUGUUUGCCUCUCCACCAUGUGGGAAGUGCUAGCCAACAGUGUCCGAGGGACCAGGGGGUACCACCCCAGGGGUCCGGUCUCCACACCUGGAAGUGAUGUGUCCAGGGCAAGACUGACGGCAGAGCCUGGGUCAAAACCCAGGCUGCACCCAAAAGGACUCCCUCUCCCUCCAGACAGCUCCCAAAGCCAGGACUCACCCGGCACCAGGAUGGCAAGCUGCCAGGUGUCAGAAGUCUCUCGAUCUCAGGGGCUGAGGAGGAGGGUCUGGGCACUGAGCCGGGCCCUGUCCCCUGACGACCCUGAUCCCAGACCAGGGCCAGCCCCUCCCCCGACCAGUGCACUGGGAUACCAGCUGCCAGCCCACGGGGCGGAGGCCCACCAGCCACAGUGGGAGGCAACGUGGGUUGGCCAGUGUCUGUGUGUGACGGCAGCACUGAGCCACAGGAGGGGACACGGAACCCCAGCUCUGGGUCUGGGCCAGCCCUGGGCUCCUCCCCGUGACACAGACAUCGCCCUGGGGUCCCACCAGGGGUGGGCUAGACCUGCAGGCGUCCUCAUGAACAGCCUGGAUGCCAUCCCUAGCCAUCCGGGGCUCCACUGGGAGUCUGGGUCUAGUCACUGUCACAGGUUCGUGAAUUCCACAGAGCAGAGUAACCAACAGCCAUGGGCGGGCGAUGGGGCAGGACAGGCAGAGGCCCAGCCUGGUCCUUUAAACACUCCUGCAGCUGCGGAACCCCAGGGCAAGGCGGGGUUCUUGCCUGGUCAGCAGCGGGGUCUGGGGGCAGAGAGAAGCAGAAGCUCGCCAGGGAAUAUGAAACCACAGACGGAAAGAACCUGGCGGGACAUGUGGCCUAGAGAGAAAAGGGAAGCAGUGCGACUUCCCCCUCUGGCCCCUGCACCCCAGUGCCCCCACUCCACCAGUCAAUUACAAGCCACCGGAUCCACCCAUCUCAGCCUGUAAUCUGAGACCAAAGACAAUUAGUUAGGAGGCCCCACCCCAAGCACAGACAGCAUUUAGCCUCUGGGAGAGGGAUCUGCUCCUCGCCCCAACUAGUGACUACACCUACCUCACACAGGGAGGUUGAGGCUGGGGAACCACUGCAGCUCGCCUGAAACCGAUCAGGCCUGGGUUUGAGUCCUGGCAGGUCUGAUCGGCUUACCUCCUUCUCCCCCCUCCCCUGGCCCCCAGCUCCACCUGCAACCAAGGCAGGCUCUAGGCACAGGAGGCUCCUCAACAGGGAAGAAAAGCUUAUUCCCCCCAGCUAGGAGGCCAAGACAAGAGGCUGGGUGCCUGUUGCUGAAGCAAGAAGGACUGAGGUAUGACAUCAGGAAGGACUUCCUGCUCACAGGAAGACAGCCCCAGUGGCAGAGGGCCUGGUACCUCAGUGUGGCCCUGCCCAGAUCAGAGAACGGACUGCAUGGGAGGGCGCUGGAACCCACAGCCUUUCCCCAACACUGCACCCCCCCCGCCCACGUCGGGGUGACCAUCAGCUCUGGUCCCCAAGAUGUGGGUAUGAGGCAGGCAACGGGAAGGACACUGUGAUGUUCCCAGAAUGGCCCAGGUCCCGGGAUGGCUCAACUGCAACAGACCUCUCCUGGGGAAGAGGGCAUAUGCCAUAUGGACCCCUCCCCAGGCUGCCAGCCCACCCCAGUGCCUUCCAAUUCAAUCUCUUCUGCUCCACUCGCCUGAGCUGGUGCCAGGCCCCCGGGCAUCCUGCUCUGCCCCACCUGCCGGCACUGCCUUCCAGUGUGGUCCCUCCAGGGGCUGCUGGGUACAUGGCCUUGGGCACACACAGGCAUGGACCCAGGGAAGCCCAAAGGGCAGAGGCAGCGUCCCACAUGGCUCCUUGCAGGGCUGCAUCUCAGGUCUGGGGGGCAGGAGGGUGGCCUGAGGUUCAGGUCUCAGUGCCCCACCCUAAGCAGACUAAGUCACGCCCCUACCUGCUCCCCAGCACCCUGGGAAGCACCGAGGGUGAGUAACCUGCCAAAGGUGUGUCCUCGAACCUGGCUCUGGAGGGCGGUCCCAGAGGGCCUUGAGGCCAUGGUGCUAAGGCCUCUAGGGGCGAAAGGGGCCCCCUAGCUGGGCCAGCCCCCUGGGCCCCGAGGACAGGGUCCAGGUUUCCUCCUGCCCUGUGCCUCCCCGAGAAGGGCCCUGGCCCACUCCAGGCUCACUCUGCUGGCUGUGACCUCAAGCAUUCUCCAACCCAAGGGUGACGCAUCCCCUCCCACCCCACCCCCAACCGGUCUGAGCAGCCGAGGGAGGUGGUGGAGCUGCCCAGACUUGCCCUUCCCUGCCUCCUGAGGCUCCCAACCCACGGCCCCGGAAGUGGAUCGCUCUCCCAUGGCUGCACCUCCCCCCUCGGGUGGCUGGACACGGCUGGAUAAUCCAAAAUAAUUCCUCCUUGGCAGGCGGCCGGCGCGAGAGGGGGACCGCAUUCCAAACCCUUGUUUUUCUCACUGACUUCCCUCCCUUCCUGGGGCAAGGAACCCCUGGCCCAACCUCAGGCCUCUCCUCAUCCCUCAGACAGAGAUGAGACCCCAGUAGGUACGCGGGGAGGAAGUGGGAAGCUCAGACCUGCCGAGCCCACCUGCUCCGCCUCAGUCUUCUCUGGGAAUUCCUAAAGGCUGACACACCACAAAAAACACCCAGCAGGCCAGCCAGGCCGAUGCUGACCCUGCCUCCUAGAGACUCUCACUCAGGGCAGAGGAGGGAUAUCCCAGUCCCCUCUCUGCUGGACGGUUCCUGUCCACUCUCAGGCUCUCAGACAGCAUCUCCCUUCCAUGCCAAGGUAACAUCUGGGCAUGCGGUCAGGGGGAGGCCCCCCACCUCUGGGCAGCCAUGUUCCCCACUCUCCACAGGGCCCAGCCCCAGCUGGGAGGGAGCAUGAGGGCUGAAAUCAGACAGGAAAGCGGGAGCGCCCCAGGGUCAUCACAGGCCCAGAGAGCCCUCUAAGGCCCGGACAUUCCACUAGCUUUGGGGCCCAGCUUCACCCCCAUCCUGACCCCGCGACAGGCCACCAUCGGCACAGAUAGACCCCUUCCUUCCUUUUCCAAGUUGCUGGGAAGAGAAGCCCAAUGACGCAGCAGGAAGCUCUGGGGCUCUUAAGCUCAGGGAUCCCUCAAAUCUGCCAAGCAGCCUGAGCAGAGUGGUGGGAAGGGCCCAUCCAGGAGGGCUUCCUGCAGGAGGAGGUACGCACAAGUGCAGGCGAGAGGGUGUGGGGCAGGGCCCAGGCACUGAGUACCCCACCCCUUGUCCCCCUCCGCAGUUCUGAGACUUCCUGGGUCCCAAGGUGUUCACCCAAACACCACACCAACAAACCACACCAGGAACUGUCGCGCAGGCCCUGUGGAGAAGCAGACUCCCGUCCCCAGGACUUGCCAGGAGCUGAGCAGACCCUAGUCCCCUGAAACCCGGAACCUGCACCCACCUUCCAGCCCGGUCAGGCAAGACCAAGGACUCACAGGGUGCUCCUCGUCCACGCUCUCCUCACUAGGAGUCCCAAAGCCCAUCUGCCCUGGUCCUGACGCCCCUGGGGCCCCCUGAAUUUCAGAAGCGGUGGGGACCCUCCCUGGGGCCAGCUUUCGUGUGUGCUCCCUCCUGCUGCCCCUCACGCAGUCUCCAGUCAUAGGACAAGGUGUGACAGUCCACUUCCUCCUGUCUCCUCCCCUAAUGCUCAAGAACACCCAGCCACUGGGGCAUCGACGGGAGGAUGUCACUCAUUAGUUCUUUCAGCAUCUCGCUGAGCUCCCAGCCCCAACCAGCCAGGCCAGACCUUCACCCC
Molecule: messenger RNA, 7316 nt
Organism: Equus quagga
Lineage: Eukaryota; Metazoa; Chordata; Mammalia; Perissodactyla; Equidae
Exons: 3
Coding region: 3551-4495 (314 amino acids)
Source: RefSeq, a predicted model, not a curated record